This is a messenger RNA of Haplochromis burtoni (Burton's mouthbrooder), 4411 nucleotides long. Its product is annotated as fibulin-2. The transcript is spliced from 17 exons. Bases 250 to 3837 code for a protein of 1195 amino acids. Gene Ontology annotation, cellular component: extracellular region. The record is from RefSeq and is a predicted model, not a curated record. NCBI's taxonomy places the organism in Eukaryota, Metazoa, Chordata, Actinopteri, Cichliformes, Cichlidae. Gene Ontology annotation, molecular function: calcium ion binding.
AUGCUCAAAAGGAAGCUGAAAAAGCUGGGAAAAGGUGGAAAUAAUUCUAUAGCAGUCUGUCCCGCCCUUCCCCAAAAAAGAGAGCGGAGGCGCUCCCAGCCAAAGAGUGAGCCCGAACUUUACGCACAACUGUUGCUCAGAAGCACACCAGCGCUGCAAGAUCCUGGAACGCGAGGCUAAAGAAUGCAAACAUCCUUGUCAUUUGGAGGCUUAUUUUGAAGAAGUGAAUACAAAAAAAAAAAAUCGAAAAUGAACAUGCAAAGAGCAACAUUGUUUCUAUGUUCGAUGAUUUUGUACGUGGACGUCUGUCUAAGCCAGAGAGACUGCACAGGCGUGGACUGUCCUGUUCUCCAGAACUGCAUCGAAAAUGUUUUAGAAAAAGGCGCUUGCUGUCCUAAAUGUAUACAAAACGGCUGCACCUGUGAGGGCUACCAGUACUAUGACUGUGUGAAAGCAGGCUUCAGGGAUGGGAAAGUCCCAGAGGGGAAAUCUUACUUUGUGGAUUUCGGAAGUACCGAGUGCUCCUGUCCUCAGGGAGGAGGGAAGAUAAGCUGUCAUUUCAUUCCAUGCCCUGAAAUUUCCCCCAACUGCAUUGACAUUUUACAACCUGCAGAUGGAUGUCUGCAGUGUGGUCGUAUUGGCUGUGCCCAUGGCAACAAGAAGUAUAAAGCGGGGCACUCCUUUCAGAUAGAUCAUUGCCAAGUUUGCCACUGUCCAGAUGAAGGUGGAAGGUUAAUGUGCUCACCCAUCCCUGGCUGUGACCACCGCAGUGUUAAUAAGCCCAUGUCGGUAACAACUACAGAGAACAACAAUCCUUUGAGAGACUUUCGAGGCAAUCGCAACAGCCAACAAACGAGUCUUGCAGAACCAUUUUCCAAGCUGGUGAGGGAAAACACUCUACCGCUGUACAAGCAGGACCCACCCAGUUUUGGCACAGAGGAUUAUGACUAUACUCUGGCAGAGCCAACAUCUUCCACUAUCCAAAAUCUGGCCCAACCACUGGAAUCUACUACAUUACCACCAGCUUACCCAGAGUCAAGCUCCACUAGCCUCAGCUCUCAUGAUGAAAGGAGACACAGGCUACAAGAAGAAAGCCCAAACACACAAAGGAGCACAGAGGAUGAGGUUACUCAUAAUAUGGAUCCAACUACCACAGGAGGUGAAAACAAAACAUCAUCACCAAAGGCAACUACUGCCACACAGAUAGUGACCACCGGGCACCACAGGCCACAACAGGAAACUGGAGAAAGACCCAUGAAACAUGGCAGUCACAGAAACAGAGCGGGACAGGAUACUCUAAGAGACACAGCACGCACUGCGCGUACCAACAGCCGGCCCUUUGGCCACAACAGACAAAGUCAUGGCGACCCCCGUUCUGUCUCCAACAAAGGACAUGAAAAGGCAGUGGAGCACAGGCAGCUUAUUGGUAAAGAGGAACGACAGUUAUACCCUACAGUUCAAUUCAGUCCCACUAGAAGAGCUCCAGUCAGGAUGAGAGAGGAAGGCGAGGAGCAUCAAAGACAACCUCAAACACUCAGCAGCUAUCAGACUCGAGAUGCUGAGGCCUACACAGAAAUGUCUGCCAAGGAGCAGCUGAAAACCUGCUGUGAGACAGGGGCGAAAUGGGCUUCGGCUAAUGGUCACUGUAACAACAUGGAACCACCCGCAAAAGAUAUGCACUCGAUGUGCUUGACUGCCCAACAACAGUGUUGCCUCGGUUCCCUGAGAGAAAGUCGGUGCUUGGCUGGAGUGAAUGCAGCCAGAGCAGGAAAUAUGUGCAGAGAAGAUGCCAGCAAUAAAUGUGGGAUUGAUUAUUACAAGGAGUGCUGCACUUGCUGCUCCCUUGGGCUGCAGUUUCGCAGUGAGGGGCAUCGCUGCGAAGCCCACCACUACCUGGAUUUUCACUGCAGACACAUCUUUCUAACCUGCUGCGAGGGGGAGGAGGGGAGGACUGUGAAUCAAGAUGGCCGGCACACUAUCAGAGAAAGGCCUCCUUUGAACUUUACUCCACCACCAAAAAAAGUAUCGGACAACCCGUAUCGUAGAGAGGCCUUCUCCAUUGGUCAAGACCAGAAUGGGGAGAAUGCGGUGGAGAGUCCUGUUGAGGUGGAGGAUAUGGAUGAGUGUCUCAUAUAUGAGGGCAACAUCUGCCACCACAUCUGUGUUAACACAAUAGGCUCCUUCCGGUGUGAGUGUAACCCCGGGUAUGUGUUGCAAGAGGACGCCUUCUCUUGCGUGCAAGAGGCGGUGGAUGAGGAGAACAGACUGCAGGAGGUUGACAGAGCAGCAGUGGAACCCACCUCUCCACUUCCGUCGUCGGUCCUACUCGACCCCUGUGAAGGAAACAACAUCUGUGAGCAACAGUGCACUCCAGUGGGCGGACAGCCCCGAUGCUCCUGCUCGCCAGGAUUCUCUUUGAGAGCUGACGGACGCUCGUGUGAAGACACAAAUGAGUGUUUGUCUCCACAUGCCUGCCAGCUGAAUGAGCACUGCAUGAAUACUGCAGGGAGUUAUGUCUGUCAGAGACUGAUCACCUGUCCGCCUGGAUACCAGAUCAACAAUGACAUUUGUGAAGACAUCAAUGAGUGUGCGCAGAGAACCCAUAACUGUGGAGAUGGCUUUGAGUGUGUGAAUACAGAGGGCUCUUUCAGAUGCAACCCCAAAACUCGAUGUCCUGUGGGCUUUAGCCACAACAUGCAGGGCAGGUGUGUAGACGUUGACGAGUGUGGUGCUUUGACCCAGCCGUGCAGUCCAGGAUUUAACUGCAUCAACACAAUGGGAUCCUACAUUUGCAACAGAAAGAUAACAUGUAGCCGUGGCUAUCAUGCUAGUCCUGAUGGGUCCAGAUGUGUUGAUGUGGAUGAAUGUCAGAGCAACGAACAUCGAUGUGGAGAAGGCCAGCUGUGCCACAAUUUACCUGGCUCGUAUCGUUGUGAAUGCCGAACAGGCUAUCAGUAUGAUUCAUUCAGAAGGAUGUGUGUAGAUAUAAACGAGUGUUGGAGCUACCGAGGCCGUCUGUGUGCCCAGACCUGUGAGAACACCCCAGGCUCCUAUGAGUGCUCUUGUACCUCUGGUUUCCGCUUAUCUGGUGAUGGCAAGAACUGUGAAGAUGUGAAUGAGUGUCUGGCCAACCUAUGCAGUCAGGAGUGUGCCAACGUCUAUGGUUCCUACCAGUGCUACUGCAGACAAGGCUACUACCUUAAGGAGGAUGGCCACACCUGUGAAGACAUUGAUGAAUGCUCCCAAAGCAUUGGCCAUCUGUGCACCUAUAAGUGUGUGAAUAUUCCAGGCAGUUACAAGUGUGCUUGCCCUGACUAUGGGUAUACCAUGUCUCCAAAUGGACGAUCUUGCAGAGAUAUCGAUGAGUGUGCCACAGGGGCCAAUAACUGCUCCUUAGCUGAGACCUGCUACAACAUUCAAGGAGGGUACCGCUGCCUUUCUUUUAGCUGUUCGGCAAACUACCGAAAAGUGUCUGACACGCGCUGUGAGCGAAUCAGCUGUCCUAACUACCUGGAGUGUCAAAACUCUCCUCUAAGAAUCACCUACUACUACCUCAGCUUCCAAUCCAACAUCAUCAUCCCUGCUCAGAUCUUCCGCAUCGGACCCUCUCCUGUCUAUUCCGGAGACAACAUCAUUGUCAGUAUCACAAGCGGAAAUGAGGAAAACUACUUCAGCACAAGGAAGCUGAAUGCCUACACGGGUGCCGUGUUCUUAAACCGCCAAGUUCAGGGUCCCAGGGAUUUCCUAAUCAACGUAGAGAUGAAGCUAUGGAGACAAGGGACAUUUACCACCUUCCAUGCAAGGAUAUACGUCUUCAUCACAGGCAACUUACUUUAACAGCUGGAAUUGUGCUGUGGCCAAUAUGGACCUUUAAGCAAUUCCUUAGGACUCAUCUUUAGCGCUGUUUAACAAUACCACUGUCACUAAUGUCCAGCAGAAGUUAUUAUUAAAGCAUGGCUAUAGAAAUUAUGGAAAGAAGCUUUCUACUUUGUGCCACUUAAAAAUUACAUCUUUUCAAAAAAUAUUCAAAGUCUUAGUCAGAAACAACACAUUUGGGGAUAUGAAAUAUUUAAAUACCACAAAAAUGACGCUUUCUGCAAAAUCAUAGACAAUGACCAAGCUUCUGCCACUUUUUAUAUAUCCACUUUCAGCUGAUAUCAUUGCGUUAAAUGGCAAUUUGUAGGUUUAUAGCAUUGAUAAAAAUGAUUUGUGAACAGCUGUCCCAUUUCUUUUACUGUGUACUGCUGCUUUUGUUCUGUCUUUGAUGCAUAUGCAAAAUAUAUUUAAUCCUACAUUGUAUGUUACAUUUUUAUAUCUCUGUACCUCUCAGACAUAUUAUGGAUGGAUGUAUCAUAUUUUUUAUGCUAAACCCAUAAACAACAAAGUAUUUUAGUAAAAUAUUUAAAAACCA